Molecule: messenger RNA, 5825 nt
Organism: Lampris incognitus (smalleye Pacific opah)
Lineage: Eukaryota; Metazoa; Chordata; Actinopteri; Lampriformes; Lampridae
Gene: gmfb
Product: glia maturation factor, beta
Exons: 7
Coding region: 92-520 (142 amino acids)
Biological process (GO): negative regulation of Arp2/3 complex-mediated actin nucleation; actin filament debranching
Cellular component (GO): actin cortical patch
Molecular function (GO): actin binding; Arp2/3 complex binding
Source: RefSeq, a predicted model, not a curated record
CCCCGCCCCUCCCCAAAAAAAACAACAGUGGAAGCGUCCAUACCCUCCGGAGCAGCAGCUGUAGGUCCGGGCGGAAUCUCAGCCUACAACAAUGAGCGAGUCACUGGUAGUAUGUGAUGUGGACGAAGAUCUGGUUCAAAAGCUGAGGGAGUUCCGGUUCCGGAAGCAGACCAACAACGCUGCCGUCAUCAUGAAGAUCGAUAAAGACAAGCAGCUUGUCAUUCUGGACGAGGAACAUGAGGAUAUUUCUCCUGAUGAACUUAAGGAUGAACUGCCUGAAAGACAGCCAAGAUUUGUCGUCUACAGCUACAAGUACCAGCAUGAUGAUGGACGCGUCUCCUAUCCCCUCUGCUUCAUUUUCUCAAGUCCAGUGGGAUGCAAACCAGAGCAGCAGAUGAUGUAUGCAGGAAGCAAAAACAAACUGGUGCAAACUGUGGAACUGACCAAGGUGUUUGAGAUUAGAAACACCGAGGACCUAACGGAGGAAUGGCUGAGGGAGAAACUAGGCUUUUUCCGCUAAAGACAUCUCACCGUGCCGGGUAAGAUGUCCGGAGGGAGGAUGAAGAUUGCACAGCCUGUGCGGUCUGUUGGGGCGAACCCCCACCACAGUUCAUGUUUUCCUCCUCCUUUUACCAGACCUGCAUCAAAUAGUGUUUAGAAAUACUUAAUUAUGGUUUGUUUUGGGUUACUUAGGUGCCUGAUGGGUGAAGUAUGCCCCACAUGACAGUUCAAUAUUGGGAACAUUUUUAACCACAAACGCAGAACAAAACGUAAUAGCUGCUGUGAAAACCAGCAAGUUUUGGCUGAAAAGAAAACCCAGGUGUUCACGUUUACAGCAUAUAUGAAAGAUACGGUGGAAAUCCAUUUCGUCAACCCAAAGUUGGCCACAUCAGUUCAAUCUGAUGAUUAUGAUGAUGACGAUGAUGAGAGAGAAGUGCCGGACAAUCACAGAAAUGUAUUUGAAACUAACUUGGCACACUUUUCUUUGGUGUGCAGCACAAUUACCUAAAACCAUAUUGUACCGAUUAGGUAAAACGCCACCCAUGUGAUACACCUAGCAAGUUAAAACAACCGCUAAGAAUUAUUUGGUCGAUACUAAUUCAUGCAAGUCUGCUCUGUACCUCCCAUACAAUCUCUCCAUGUGCCAGUUUUGUGUCUGUACUGAACUAAUAUUCCUAUAACUAUCGAAGUGGAACAAAAAUUUUUUUUUAAAACGUGUCCACCCUCAUGUAAUGCGUUAAGGAGAAAUCAAAAAGGCAUUGUAACAUCGGCUUCUGUUAAUAUUUCCUCCAGUAAUUUACACAGUUUGUUUUGCGCUACGAUAAAACUCUGCAUUCCAUUUUUUAUUUUUUUCUUUCAAAAUUAAACUCAAACCUCGUUUAGCUGAUUAUUUAACGAGGGAGCAGUACUUUUAGGAAUUUAUAUUUUUUAGGAAUCAAAGUUUAGUGUCUAGGGUUAUGGAGAAAUAUAUAUAUAAAUAUACUGUAGCAUCUAUCUAAUUGUGUUCUUAACAAUUACCGAACAAUCAUAAGCUCAACUCAAAGACCAGUGUACAUUUCUGUCACACAAGUCUCUUAACUCAGUAUUCCUACAUGGGGCCAUUUUAUUCGGGUCACAAACAUGUGAUCACUACAGAGAUGCUAGCGCUAAACUGACAACUGGCAUUCCGGAUUAGGAUGUCGUAUUGCAGCGCGUCGUGCAGACGUACACACAGUAAACGCAUGCUGGAGCUGGUAGAACCCGGCGGUGUGUUAGAUAACCGCGCAGCUCCUUCCAGGCGGACGGUGCUCUCUACUCGCAUCCUGCUGAGAGGUCCCUUGUUAGACGGCUAGCCGGUGACACCGAGUCCCAGUUUCGUCUUUGGAUUCGAGGUUGAAAUGGCAGUGAGGUAAAACUGUGCUGUAUCUGUACCUUUUUUUUUUAGAGUGGGUUUUUUUUAUAUUCCUGGAUUUAUAAUAAUAAUACCCCUGGUGAUGAUUUUACCACUGAAACGUUUCUGAAAGAUUCCCCCCCCCCCCCAAAGCAACAACUGACAAACAACCUCCGCCUUGCAAACGUGACAGUUUUUGAAGUAACUCCACACAGGGUGGCGUCACCAGCCCACCUUUUACUUUACUAAAGCGGUGACUGACUGUACCAUAUGAGAGAUUGUUGGCUAUUAUAGUGCAUUAUUGCUAUUCAUAUCUGUGAAUGUCGUGCUGAUUUUUAUGUAUGCGGUUUGAUUGCGGUAGUGGUUGUUUUUACCCUUCGGGCACGUGGUUUUUCAUGACGGUACACAUGACGUCUCAUAAUGCCAGUUGUGCUUAAAUUUUAGACUUGGUGACAAAAGAGAACCCAGUUCUCCAGUUCUAUGUACCCAGUGUACCUUCUCCAACCAGGCCAGUCUCUUGAGCUGAUCACAUUGGUCAAGGUUGGUGACGGGGUCUCCGUAUCAGUUGAUGCGAUUUGAAAAAGGCGGGCCCGAGCAAAGACCGGAUGGUCUGAUCACAGCUUCAGAGAUUGCUCUCAAUGGACUAGGUGAGAAGGUGAUGGGGGGGAGGGGGUAGAAUCGGGUUCGCUGAAUUAGGUAUCUCAGGAAUCGGGGACAAUUUAUCGUCAUUUCUUUCAUGUACUUGCGUUAUACAGAAGAAACGAAAUUCCGUAUCCCCCGGCCCGCAGCAGUGCGACACAAAAGACAAAAACACAUACCCAAAAUUCCCCAAAACGACACCACCAAAAACAUACAAAAUCAGAGAGAACAAAGCACACAAAAAAACACGAACAGUUAACAACACAGUCCACUCAGUGCAACACAGUCCAAAAAUUCCACGGUCCAGGAGAACGAACGCCAGCCAGGAUGACUGUCAGAACUGCCAGUCUGCAUGGGCUAGCAGUUAGCUUAGCCUGCCCCGCUUCCGCGUCCUGUCAGACCGCCCUCGGUGUUUCCUCCUUGGCCGCAGGUCCGGCAGGGCUGUGGUCCUUGGGCCACCAGAUUCAGCAGACCAGCCUCCCCCAGCCGAACCAAUGCCAGCUCUCCCAAAAUAUCUUAAAAUAUCUGAAAAUGUCUUCUCUUAGGAGGGAAGUCUUACUGUGAGCUGCAAGCUAUCUGUUAGCUCGGAGAUUGCGCUACUUAUCUUGGUGCCAGGUCUGCCAGAUAGUCCCGUAAACCUGCAAAUUGGACCAUCCACUUCUUGGCUAGACUCGUCUUUCUGAAAUCGUUCUCAGUAAGAGGGAAACUAGACCCCCGUCUUUGACAUAAUUUCAAACACAUUCAAUGUUUUUGACCUGUGAGAUUGCUCGGGCUCUCAAGGCUGGAUUUCACCUGUAACGAUGACACAAUUUCAAGACCCCCCCACCUGUUGCCCAGCGUGAUCAGUGUUGUGUCAUCUGGAGACGACACCUACAUAAGAACAGAUAAGUGAGGGUUAAUUGUGGCAGAUUUGAGGCCAGUAGGGAGGGAAAAGCCACGUUAAGCAUAAUGUUCUGUUGUUAAGUCUGUUUUACCGAUGCCUUUUCUUAAAUGUUUUUGUCAUAUUUUGUCUCAUUUGAAAAAUCGUUAGCCAAAAUGGACAAAAGGAAUUGUGUAUCUCAGUUUAUCUCCUCUAACGACAUACCGGUGAGCAGAGGAUGCCUGAAACAGCUUUUGAUGGUCAAAACUAUUUUUUUGAUGUGAAGCAACUCAUGGACAUGGUAAAGAAACCAGUCACUCAUUCUCACACGUUCAUAGUCACACACAGCCAGUCCAUGUCUGCAGGGGGGAGGAAAAAUCAAUCGACAGCAAAGUUAAGAUGUGUCUAGAGAGGCUUGAGAGAUGUCAAUGAAAACAAUUUUGAGUAGAACAUAAAAAUGAACAGCUUGGUUGUUCAGCCACCCGUGGCUCCCCCUCUGAUGGAUCGUACCAUUCUUCCUUUCAUUUAGUGCUGCUUGCAGCUUUUUGUCAGUUUCAUGCCCGUUGACACAGAAAAAGACUGUCUGUCCACUGGAGACCUCUUUCAAAGAAACGUCGUAACGCUGGACCUGAGCACUUGCAUAGCACUUUGUGUGGAAAGCAGGUGCCGAGUUCUGGGACGAGAUGCUCGGUAGUUGCCGCACAAUAAGUUUGGCUGUAAACCUUCCUUCAGCUUCCUUUUAUGAUAACACGCAAGUAAAAUGUCGCAUAAAUGGGGAUUUUUCUGGUGUCGACGCUACAAAUUUGAACCCUUUUCACCAGAAAGAGAACCAGAAGUGGCAUUGAUAAGCUAGCUAGGCGAAGGAGAUGUGGCGGUGCGCUCAAGGCUAGAGGCUCAAAAAAGAGGUCAGGUCCUUCCAGUCGGAUCAAGAGCAUUCAAAUUGCGACCUUUCUGUUGAAAACAACACAAAAAUACUUUUUUUUUUUUUACAGCUCCAGUGGAUACGUGACUUAAAUCUACUGAACCUAAAUUCACCAAGUCCUCUGGACUCUUAACAGUAGUGCUUCACAUCUAUGACUGUGCCCUUGUUUGUCGAGAGGCUCCUUUUGUAUAGGCCACAGACAAAACAUGGAAAAAGGACUUUUGAUCUGUCAUGUCAGAGCAGGUUCGCCUUCUUUUGUCCUGUAUUUUUCAAAAUCUGAAUAUAAUUCAAGGUAUGGGGAGAUAACCGAAGCAGUUUGACUGAAAUAAGUCACUGAAGAUGUACGCACAACACUAGCUUUUCAUGUAAACCAUGCACUGGUAUCAAACUUUGUGCUUAAGAUGUUGAUAUUGUGUGUUUUACAUGUAAGUAUAAGGCUUUGCUCAUCAAGAAUUGAUGGGAUGUAACUGUUAAUCCCCUGUCUGGUAUCUACUGAUGGAAUAAAGGCGUUGGUUUCUAGCCACGCCAACUUCUCAUUACCUAUUGCUGUUCCCACACAGGGAGGUGGGAGUGUGUACCUCCAGCCUGAGUGACUUUUCUUGUUCGAGAUUCUCACGUGUUUACUUGAACCGAAGGUUGACUCAAUCCUUCACUGAUGGAGCAAGUUUUAGGAGCUAUGAAACAUUUUUUAAAACCCCAGUAAACUCGUCAAAAUAUUUGGGAUUUAGUCCAUAAAUGAGGCUAGGCCCCCCGCCUCCCUAAAAUUAUUUUUUUUACAAGUUUACUUGUAAAAGAUACAAUUUGAUCCGACCGAAGAGAUGUAGCCUAACUUUCUCAACAGUCUUUGCAUGUAAUUUGAAUGAACUGCAAUGUAGUGGUCUCAGUGCGAAUACAAAAUUACUUAAGAUGUUCUGUUUUUUUUUUCACGAGGAAAUUCUAAGUGCAUGUUGUGUGUUUGUGUCUGAACAGUCUGCAUAAACCUUAAAAGGUAUCCCAGCAAUGAUUUCAGCAUUUUGUGAUUAGGAGCCAUGCAUGUUCUCUUCCCACUGAGGUGAAGAUAUUGGAUAUUAUCGGUGUGAUUUGACUGCUUGGGUGCAAGCAGCAGCUGCAGACAGUUUAUUUGCACAUACUUUCCUCUAUUAUGAUUCCUUAAUAAACAAACUUGACAAAUAUUCCCCACGUAGAUCUAAGAGGUGCGUUUUAAAUAUCUUGUUCCUUUGUGGUUGUGAGCCAUGGGGGGUUAUUGUCCUGUGGAUCUGUUGACUUUUCCUUACAAAAUAACUUUUCCUACGUGGUGAACUUGUAUAUUUGGCCUCUCUCGAUCUUAUUUCAUUCGUAACGUAUUUGUCAACUCGCCUCAUGUUCUCUUUAGUUAAAUGCCUGUUCUUUUUCCUUUUCUUUUUAAUAAAACUGCACCUGAAGUAUGCAACAUAACCAGCUGUCUCAUGGCAUCAAUGAAACGUGAGAUAUUUGUAUUUUUCCAUACUUUAUACAACGUCUAAUAAUGUCCCAAUAAAAUGACAGUGAUGUUUAAA